UGCUAAGCACACGUUUAUUUUCACAACCCCUGUAACCCGCUCAACAACCCUGACAGGUUGAACUUAACAGUGCCCGUGAGGUGGAACCCCAGGCCCAGGGCUUCUCCCAGCUGCCAGGGGACCCUGGGGCAGGUCGGCCCUCCUCUGCGCCAGCGCUUCCGUCUGGCUGCCGUGCCCCCAGGGGUCACCUGACUGCAGGAAGCAGUGUGAGCCCGACUACUACCUGAACAGGGACGGCCGCUGCACGGCCUGUGUGAGCUGUGCUCGAGACGACCUUGUGGAGAAGAUGCCGUGCUCAGGGAACUCCUCCCGCGUCUGUGAGUGCCGCACUGGCACGUUCUGUGCCACAUCAGCCACUAACUCCUGUGCCCGCUGCAUCCCCCACACCGUCUGCCCGAAAGGGAUGAUUGUCAAGGUCCAGGGCACAGCACAGAUGGAUACUGUGUGUGAGCGGCCUUCCCCGGUGACCAGCCCUGACCUCGGCACGGGCCCAGAAGACUGCCAGGCACCCACCAGCGACACCAGCGCCCAGGCCGGGCCCCUGGUGACCUCCUCAGUGAGCUCCGGUGCCAGGACCACGCUCCUUGGAGGGGGCACUGCCAUCACCCCCGAAGAUGAUUCCAAAAAGACGGGGGCCCCCGGCUCUCCGUCCUCUGUGAGGAAGCCCAGUCCAGAUCCAGGGCUGCCGUGCCCCCAGGGGUCGCCUGACUGCAGGAAGCAGUGUGAGCCCGACUACUACCUGGACAGGGAUGGCCGCUGCACGGCCUGUGUGAGCUGUGCUCGAGACGACCUUGUGGAGAAGAUGCCGUGCUCAGGGAACUCCUCCCGCGUCUGUGAGUGCCGCACUGGCACGUUCUGUGCCACAUCAGCCACCAACUCCUGUGCCCGCUGCAUCCCCCACACCGUCUGCCCGAAAGGGAUGAUUGUCAAGUUCCAGGGCACAGCACAGAUGGAUACUGUGUGUGAGCGGCCUUCCCCGGUGACCAGCCCUGACCUCGGCACGGGCCCAGAAGACUGCCAGGCACCCACCAGCGACACCAGCGCCCAGGCCGGGCCCCUGGUGACCUCCUCAGUGAGCUCCGGUGCCAGGACCACGCUCCUUGGAGGGGGCACUGCCAUCACCCCCGAAGAUGAUUCCAAAAAGACGGGGGCCCCCGGCUCUCCGUCCUCUGUGAGGAAGCCCAGUCCAGAUCCAGGGCUGACCCCGCAGCCGCCGUGUCCCCAGGGGUCACCUGACUGUAGGAAGCAGUGUGAGCCCGACUACUACCUGGACAGGGACGGCCACUGCACGGCCUGUGUGAGCUGUGGUCGAGAUGACCUGGUGGAGAAGACACCCUGUACCUGGAACUCCUCUCGUGUCUGCGAAUGUCGACCUGGCAUGUUCUGUGUCACACCAGUCACCAACUCCUGUGCCCACUGUGUCACCCGCCCCGUCUGUCCACCAGGCAUGGCCACCAAACCCCAGGGUACAGCUGAGAGGGAUGCCACCCAUGAGCCUCCGCCUCCCCUAGAAGCCCACCCCGAGUGCAGCACCAACCCAGAGGACAGCAAGGCGCCCACCAGCGCCAUGGCCUCUCCGGUCUCCGCAGAAGACCCCCAAGGCAGUAAGGAGCAUGGAGGGGGCAACACCCACACCUGGGGAGACACCUUCACAUCAACGAGCUCCCCUAUCUCUUUCUCCUCCACGGGAAAGCCCAUUCUGGUUUCAGGACCUGUGCUCUUCUGGAUGGUCAUGAUCCUGGUGGUGGUCUUGGUCUCCAUCUCCUUCCUCCUGUGCCACUGGAGGGCCUGCAGGAAGUGGAUUCGGCAGAAGCUCCACCUGUGCUACCCUGCCCAGACCUUCCGGCCCACGCUGGAGCCUGUGGAUUCCAGGCCCAGGAGGAACCGGACCCAGUUGAGGAGUUGCAUAUCGGUGGCCAAGCCGGGCACAGAGGAGCUGGGAUUAAUGGGCCCCCCGGCCGUGGAGACCUGCCCCAACGGGGAAGCCUGCCUGCGGAGCAUGCGGCUGCUGGAUGCCAGCCCGGCCGGGAGCCCCCCGUCCCCCAGGGACCUUCCUGAGCCCCGGGUGACCUCAGAGCAUACCAACAACAGGAUCGAGAAAAUCUACAUCAUGAAGGCUGACACAGUGAUUGUGGGGACCGUGAGGACCGAGGUGCCUGAGGGCCGGGGCCUGGCGGGGCCGACGGGGCCUGAAUUGGAGGAGGAUCUGGAAGGGGACCACGCGUACCCCCACUUCCCGGAGCAGGAGACAGAGCCACCUCUGGGCAGCUGCGGGGACGUCAUGUUCUCAGUAGAAGAGGAAGGAAAGGAGGCCCCCUUGCCCAUGACUGUCUCUGAGAAAUGAGGCCUGGUCUGGGUUGGGGCUGAGAGGGCAGCUGGGUGGCCCCGGAGAGGCCAGGGUGGCACUAGUGGCACCAGGCUGGCAGCAGAGGCCUGUGUGGCCCGAACUGAGGUUCCGGCAUCCGGUGGAAGACCAGCCUGGGCAGGGGGCUUCUGGUGGUUUCCAGUUGCGCCCUGCCCAGCUGUCCCCCCAGCCCAGACCCCGGGGGAGCCCGGCUCGUGCCGUGGAGACAACCCAGGGGCUGGAUCCGCACGGCAGUGUUGGAGCAGCAGGCAGACAGCAGGGACUGGGCGCCCCGUCUCCCACCACUGCCAGGAAGACGCCCUCGGAGCCCGGAGCAUCAGACGCACGCCGCCAGGGCCGGAGCUCACUGGCAGCAGAGAUUGUGAGGCACAGACCCCUCGGCCUGCUUCUCUCGCCCGGGGCCUCGGGAGCAGUGCCCCCCUGACCUUGCUGCCAUGCCGGCAGCCCCCAGUUACUGUGGUGUGGCCCCCAUGGGCACCGAGCCAGCGCCUGUGGUGGUUUCUCCUGAGUCAGUGGGGAAGCCAAGGGACGAGGCAUCAUCCCCCAUCUUGGCAGCGGCUGCCACGCUGUGCUCUGUGCCAAGGUGUGUGCCCAGCCUGGCCUCCUGCCCUGCUAGGGCUGAGCGAGACCCUCCUGGUGCCUCCAGCCCCUCCCUAUGCUGCAGCCCCCACGGUGGGCUGAGGGCCUGGGGUCAACUGUCUCAAAAUGUCCCCACCAGUUCUCCCAGUGGGAAGCAUCUUGGGACCCAGAUGUCUGUAGAUGCUCCAGUUGCGGGGUCCUGCUCCAGCCGGAGACCCCGCCCACCCGGCUGCCCUCCUGGAGAAUGGCCUGCUGAAGGGGAGCCGUGGGCCCUUCCUGGAUCCUUGCUGCUGUGUCCUGGGAAAUGAAGAUGCACCUUCCCCAGCUCUGCCACGCUUAUAGAUCCCGGCGGCCCCCCGCCCUACCCUCGGGCUCCCCUGCUCAGCACCCACGGUGGGGAUAUGGAUGUCAAAAAGUAACGCGGUUUCGCCCAGGCAUUCAAAUGCCUUCUUCUGGAUUCUUGGAAAAGCAAGUAGUUCAGUCCAGAUUUCAGGAUCUUUGCAAUUCACGAGAAGGAGAAGCUGCCCUAACUUGGGUCCGCUGGCCUGCUCUCCCCGGGGCUUUCAGACUCCUAUAAACACACGAGGGGCCUUGGAGAGGGGCCUGUGGGCAGAGGACAGGUGGGCCGCAGCCCAGGGCAUGGAGUCUCAGCCACCUAGAGGCUCCUGGAAUUACCCCCUGCAGGAGGCCAGGCCCGGGAAUCUGCUGUUUACCCACCAGCCUGCUCACUGUCAGGAGGAAGUCGAGGCUGGGUCAGGAAUCACAAGGGUAGUUUCUGAAACUGCUCAGAUGUUUUUGGGAAAGUUGGAGAGGCUAGGACGCUGACAGACAUAUCAGAAGCUGGAGAAGUUUACAUGAAAUUUUAGAGACAGCACCGGCACUGUGCCCUGAGCUUUGGCUCUCAGGGGCCCCGAGGACACCCCACCCCGCCCAGCAGGCCACCCAGCAGGGUUCUGGCAGUCUUGACUUGAAGAUACUGACGCACGUCUAAUGAAACGGAGCAUUCCCUUGCCCAAAGGCCCCUCACAAAACUUUCGAUCCUCCAAAACUUUUGAUCCUCAGAAAAUUAGUAAGGUCCCUUAAAAAAACUAAUCGUAAGGCUCAGGAAACUAUCUUUGGAUUAAGAGUAUUUGAGAACCCCUGAGCAGGAAGGGUCUGGGCAGUCUCUCUCCCCACAGGACAGGGAGGUCCCUCUACACCCAUCCACCCGGGCAACCAGCCUCUGGUGACAGGGAGCCCACUAUCUGCUGAGGCAGCCCUUCCUCUGCGUACCGCCUACUCCCUGGUCCCAGACCUGUCCUCCGAGGGUAUGCAGAAUAAAGCCUCUCUUGUCAUAAGGCU
Messenger RNA from Prionailurus viverrinus (fishing cat), 4285 nucleotides. RefSeq names its product TNF receptor superfamily member 8 (gene TNFRSF8). Gene Ontology annotation, molecular function: protein binding; transmembrane signaling receptor activity. The record is from RefSeq and is a predicted model, not a curated record. The coding region runs from base 287 to 2344 and encodes 685 amino acids. Gene Ontology annotation, biological process: signal transduction. The transcript has 18 exons. NCBI's taxonomy places the organism in Eukaryota, Metazoa, Chordata, Mammalia, Carnivora, Felidae.